Molecule: messenger RNA, 2554 nt
Organism: Fomitiporia mediterranea MF3/22
Lineage: Eukaryota; Fungi; Basidiomycota; Agaricomycetes; Hymenochaetales; Hymenochaetaceae
Product: gamma-tubulin complex, DGRIP84/SPC97 component
Exons: 8
Coding region: 11-2554 (847 amino acids)
Biological process (GO): meiotic cell cycle; spindle assembly; cytoplasmic microtubule organization
Cellular component (GO): centrosome; equatorial microtubule organizing center; spindle pole
Molecular function (GO): microtubule minus-end binding; gamma-tubulin binding
Source: RefSeq, a predicted model, not a curated record
GCUGAACACAAUGGAGCCCUUCACGCCAAAAAGACGCUCACGAAUACGCCGUGAUAAGCUCACAUUGUCAGCAAAGCAGUAUUCAAAGAUCACAGGCACAAUUGCUUCUGUCCGACGGAAUCGAGUUAGCGAAGUUAAUGAAGUCGAAAAUCCAGUCCUUGGGGAGCUCAGCGAGCCGUCGUUCAUUGCAGAAAAGUCUUUCGUAGAUGCACCGCUCAACUCACGCGUGCCGAUUCAACUCGUUACGACAAAGACAAAGGGCAAGCAGAAGGCUGAACCUUUGGAUAGAGUACCUUUGGAAGUACAGGAAGCACUAAUCCUGGAAGAUCUUUUGUUCGUUCUCAUGGGCACCGAAGGGACGUACAUAACGUAUCCCUCAGACGUUUCCCAAGAAGAUGAAGAUCCCAAUCAUGGCCUGCGGUUCGUCGUAGCACCAUCACUUGACCCCUCUCUUCGUGAUCUAGUCGAACGCGUCCUCCCACUCGCGACCUACUACACGGCUAUAACCACGUUCAUCCAAGACAGAAGUCAUCUCGAAUAUGGGCUCGUCAAUCACGCUCUCUGUGCUGCUAUACGCGAUAUGCUAAAAGACUAUCAUACUUUGCUUUCGCAACUUGAGCAUGCGUUCCAGCAUUCGCCGUCUUUCUCACUGCAGAAGCUAUGGUUCUACGUUCACCCAACGUUACAUACUCUCUCAUUAAUUCAUGGCCUUAUCUCGGAGAUUGUUGAUGCGGAGGAGCCUCCAGAGUCUGGAUCAGAUUCAGACGAAAGUGAGGAAGACCCGGAGGAACAGGCGCGGAAUGAAGCACUCGGACUAGGCGGAGCGAAGUUCAAAGCACUUGUCAGUGAGAUGAAGAAAAGCACGGGCGGAAGUGGUGUUCCUGCUGGUCCUGCCAAGGGCGGAGAAGUGCUUUCUAUCCUGCAUGAGCGAAUGCAGCGCAUGUCAGGCGAUCCUUCAGCACUAGCAUUACACCGUGCGCUCAUGCGUGCAGCAGGUCGACCGUACGCUGAGAUGCUGGUCGCGUGGACACGAAGUGGGAAACUCGACGACCCAUACGAAGAAUUCUGUGUGAAGGAGAGCAAAUUCAUCGACAAGGCUAAUCUAAACGUGGAUUAUACGGAUGAGUACUGGGAGCGACGGUACACUCUGCGAGACGGGUCUACACCAUCGGGCACAGCGAAGACGCUUCAAGCUGGUAUUCCGUCUCCUCGAAUGCCUGGUGGGCGGCUGCCUUGUGGUGCAUGUAUCCCUCCCUUGCUCGAGAGCUGGAAACACAAGGUUCUGCUAUCCGGAAAGUACCUAAACGUGCUCCAGGAGUGUGGCAAGGAGAUCAGGAGACCAAACACUCUCGAAGACGAAGACUUUGCUAUGGAGAACGAUAAGUUCUACAAAGCAGUAGAAGAUGCUUAUGCCUUCGCGGACAGUACACUAGUUAAAAUCUUAGUGCACGACCAACAACUCAUCCCUCGUCUUCGCUCAUUGAAGCACUACUUCCUCCUUUCCCAAUCCGCCUUCCUUACGCAUUUCCUCGAUGCCGCCCAUUCGGAACUAAAGAAGUCUGCUCGAGGGGCGAAUAUCGACAAACUACAGAGUUUGUUCGAUGUCGCGCUGAAUACUGACGGUUGUACGUUCGUAAGUGAGGGCGAGCCCACAUUUAAGGAGGACGUGAAAGUUAGUUUAGGAGACUCCGGAUUAUAUGACAAGCUCCAGAAGAUUCUGAGCGAGAGAGGAGCUAUUGGAGGCCCUGAAAACAUGGAUACGAUAAACGACCUUGGUAACGACGAAGAGAAAAGGGCGAAAGGUAAGGAUGAGAAGGAUACGGUCAAGUUCCUAGCCAGCAGCGCCUUUCAACUAGACUACAAAGUCAACUUCCCCCUCUCACUCGUCAUUUCACGAACAAGUAUCGUGCGCUACCAGUUCCUCUUCCGCUUCUUAUUCCACGUGCGCAGGAUCGAACAAGCGCUGUUGGGGAUUUGGACAGAACACACGACGGUUCCGUGGAGAGAUUGUACAACCUUUUCUGGUGCUGAGGAGAAAUAUCGAGACAUCUCGCAUUGGUGUAGAUGUCUUUUCCUACAGCGUGCACGGAUGUUGGCGUUUGUUCAGCAACUACUUGCAUUUGUGACGUCGGAGGUGAUUGAGCCAAAUUGGCGACGAUUGGAGGCUUCGCUUGCGCGUGUAGGCACUGUUGAAGCCCUCUUCCGGGUUCACUUGGACUUUGUAGACACCUGCUUGAAGGAGUGCAUGCUAACGAACGGGAGGUUGAUCCAGGCAAUCGAGAAGAUCUUAACCACAUGUGAUACGUUCGCUCAGUACGGCUCGGCGUUCACGAAGUCGUUGAAGACGGCACUUGAGACAGAUGACCCUGAAACGAUUCAACGUGAAAGGACGAAACGAUGGGAAUUCUUGAAGAAGUUCACCAAGAACUUUGAGCAUUGGUAUAGACACGUGGAUCGCGUGCAGUAUGAUGCCUCGAGUGGUAAUGGUGCUCUUCUACCUCUGUAUUCGCGACUUUCAAGCAUACAAAGCACGAGUUCGCUGGAUCAGCUUUGA